AUCUAAUUGUUUUUCUCCUUAAAACUCUAUAAAGUUACAUGUACAUUCAUCAAAGUUUAUUUCUUCCCCUGCUGUCUGAGAGAUUCUUGAUAAAUCAGUACCAUGUGGUUGGCCGAGGUUAUUAUAUUUGUGUUGGUCCGCUCCUGCUAUCUCUUACCAGUACCAUAUGACGUCACAGCACCGGAACAAAAUCUAGCAGCGGUUCAAAUUCAGACGGGUGGACGCACUGUACAUAUGAUGGAUGGAGAGACUUUGUAUGAAGGAGACAUCGUAAUGGGUCAUCAGAGGUCGUCGGUUCAUCAGUUUCAAAUGAGGAUGGCAGCCAGAGACAGCAACCUGGCGUGGACGGGACGGAUUGUCCCAUACAUCAUUGACACCGCAGGAUACACGAGCACAGAGCUGACAUCUAUACGAAGCGCUCUGGACAAAAUGGCCGUACUACUUCAAGACUGCAUCACAUUCAAACCUAGAACCAAAGAGUACGACUAUAUAAAGAUUCAGAAGGGACACGGGUGCUAUAGUUCCGUGGGUAGACAGGGUGGAGAACAGAAAGUUUCACUGGGACCCGGAUGUACCGUACGUAUUGGAACAAUAUACCAUGAAUUAAUGCACGCUUUGGGAUUCUGGCACGAACACACGAGACCAGACAGAGACAAAUAUAUUGUGGUCAACUUCCCGAACAUCAAUGCCUCCCACGUGUCUGAUUUUACCAAAAUGAAACCGGAGGAUGUUACUUUAUUGGGAGACUAUGACUACACGUCGGUCAUGCAUUAUUCUCCUGCAACCUUUGCCAAGGAUAAGACAAGCCUCAAGGGGAGAUCAUUCACCGUCAACAGAACAUGGGACAAUCCAUUCCCUGAGAGUCAAGAGUACAGGAUUGGACAGAGGGAUGAUCUUACUACACUGGACCUGCAAAAACUCAGGAAACUGUACCAGUGUGAAAACAAACAAUGCAAAAACCCUGACCCCCUCAGGAACGGUAAAGUGACGGGUCUGUCACUAAGCGGUUAUACCGGUGUUGGUGUUAAUAUUGACUAUUCCUGCAACGAUGCCAGUGACAUGCUGGUGGGACCUCGCAGAAGGUUUUGUAAACUAGAUGGAAAGUGGUCGGGAUUCCAACCGCAGUGUCUAAACCCUAAAGCAGGAUUCAUUCAUUAUUGCUCCUUUGAUUCAAAAACCGUUUGCGGAUGGACACAGGACCCCCAUAACUCCGCGGUGGGUAACUGGAUACUGAAUGACAAGGAGACAGAAACUGAAAACACGGGCCCUACUCUGGACCACACCACGGAAGACCAUACGGGAUACUACAUCUAUAUGGAGAGCUCCUACAGAACAAAGGGGGACCGGACCAGGCUUAUCUCCCCUGUUUUCAAUAUACUGAACAACACAGGACUCAUGUGUCUACAGUUAUAUUAUCAUAUGCACGGGGAAACAAUGGGUUCACUCAACAUUUACAUACAAAAUGAAAGGCUUACACAGACCUUCCAGAGUUGGACAAUCUCUGGAGAUAAAGGCUCCAGUUGGAAUUUUCUACACAGGAACUUCAGCAAUCCAAAUGUUCCUUUCAAAAUUGUUUUAGAGGGUGUGGUUGGACCGAAUUUCCUGAGCGACAUUGGUAUCGAUGACGUCAUAAUCAAGGACUGCAGUCUUGGACCAGAGGAUCAGCCCGAGAAGACUGAAGUCCACCAAUGUAACUUUAACACCGGAAGCUGUGGCUGGUCACAAGAAACAACAGACGGCAUCGGCUGGCAAAAUAACUCGGGUCCCACAGCAACUUUGUUAACCGGGCCGGAGUGUGAUCGCACCGACUGCACUAACGGGAUAUAUUUGUAUAUGGAGACAUCUGGUAGCAGUCCACAAGGAACCAAAGCAAUAAUGAGGUCACCAUUAUUCCAGACUACAGGAAACUCCUGCUUGAGUUUUUUCUACAAUAUGAAUGGAGCUGACAUUGGUGAACUAACAGUGCAGAUAGAAGAAGGGGACAACACCUCUAUGGUAUGGAGGAAACAGGGCAAUCAGGGGUCGGAAUGGCGCAGAGCAAUAGUUACACUAUCAAGUCAGGAGGCAUUCUGGGUUCUGUUUGUGGGCAGAAAAGGCUCUGGGUAUCGAGGAGACAUUGCAAUAGAUGACGUCUCCAUUACCGAAAAUGAAUGCAAGGUUGAUGUUUCCUGCAAUUUUGACAAAGAUUUUUGUGGAUGGCAAAACGAUCAAAUGGACGACUUCGACUGGUCAAGAAUAAAAGGUCCUACUGCUACUCCAAACACUGGGCCCAGGGCGGAUCACACCUCCUCUAACGGUUUUUACCUAUACAUAGAGACCUCGGCUCCAAGACUAGCCAGUGACGUGGCUCGUAUUUACUCCCCAUUCAUCAGUGGAUCCAAUCAGGCACCUUGUCUAGUCUUCUAUUAUCAUAUGUUCGGAGAGCACGUAGCUUACUUAAAAGUACUCGUAGAACCCAUCCAAGGACGCAAACAAUAUAUAUGGAAAACCUUCGGCAACCAAGGUGAUGUGUGGCACAAAAUUACAAUUCCUCUCCCUCCAAUGCAGAGAGAAUAUCAGAUUGCCAUUGAGGGCUUUGUUGGAGAUUCCUUUACUGGCGAUAUUGCAGUAGAUGACGUUGUUUUGUACAAAUCAUGCCCCAAAUGAAAUAAUUGUAUA
Molecule: messenger RNA, 2658 nt
Organism: Ostrea edulis (European flat oyster)
Lineage: Eukaryota; Metazoa; Mollusca; Bivalvia; Ostreida; Ostreidae
Product: MAM and LDL-receptor class A domain-containing protein 1-like
Exons: 19
Coding region: 103-2646 (847 amino acids)
Biological process (GO): proteolysis
Cellular component (GO): membrane
Molecular function (GO): metalloendopeptidase activity; zinc ion binding
Source: RefSeq, a predicted model, not a curated record